AUGUUGGACGAGGAAGACGAGUUGGACGAGGAAGACGAGUUGGACGAGGAAGACGAGUUGGACGAGGAAGACGAGUUGGACGAGGAAGACGAGUUGGACGAGGAGGAUAGCACUAUGGAGCCGCUAGCCUACUCCGAUGAAGGCUAUAAUUUGACUGCAAAUCCUCGCGCUCUUCCAGAGACCACUCGAAACACUAUAUGCUCUCGACUAUACGUAGAGAUUCUGAGGCAAACGCAAGACAAUGAUACGGACUACGUCAAGGAAAAUGCUUCCAACCAUGCUGUCUUUAAGUUAAUAUUCCAGAAGCCUGACGGCGAGUUUUACGGCCUUCGGUUGGAAAUGACUGUUGAAUACGACUACGGAAGCAAACCGGAGUUUAUUGACGGUAAAUUUGUACAAUGCAAAUCCGGCUAUCUUAAGGCCAACCCAGCUUUGGCGUCAACCGCUUCCGGUCGGUCUAAUUGGACAUGCGAGUUGAGCAUAAGGCAAGGCUGGACCGUUGAUCAUAUCACCGGCACGCUUAUUCAAGCUGGAAUGCAUGUUUUCGAUUUCAUCACUCAAGGUGAUUCGUACUUUGGGUGCCGUGAUUUCGUGUCCCAGGCCAUUUUCCUCUUCCGCCGCCAGCACUUCAUUGAGUCUGAUGACAUUUCAGUCAUUCUCGCUGGUCCAAAAUUACCAUUAUCCAAUAUCUAUGAUGCACUGGGAUUGCACUUCACGCAUAGUGGCGAGGUAAAGGUGCGCCUCAUUGACGCAGGGCGUUUCCGAUACUUUCCACGCGCGAAGUUGCCAGAAAUGCCGUAUAAAGACUCCGAUAGAGCUGCUGCCCUCGGACGGAUAGUUGAAGAGGUCAAUAAUCCUCGAGUGGACAAGGUAUGUGGAGAGAGUGUCUAG
Messenger RNA from Pochonia chlamydosporia 170, 891 nucleotides. RefSeq lists its product as hypothetical. NCBI's taxonomy places the organism in Eukaryota, Fungi, Ascomycota, Sordariomycetes, Hypocreales, Clavicipitaceae. The transcript has 3 exons. The record is from RefSeq and is a predicted model, not a curated record. Bases 1 to 891 code for a protein of 296 amino acids.